CCUCUGGAAGAAUACCCAGUGCUCUUAACCACUGAGCCAUCUCUCCAGCCCAUAAUAAGAAGUUUUAAUUGAGUGAUGUCAUAUUAAAGGUUCUGACACACUGCGAACACUCAAACUAUGUUAGCUCUUGAUGAUGUUGUCAGGUUAUAGUUCGGAAAGAUCCUAGGCAACAGUAGAGCUUGUGUUUCUGUCUGGUUGUUUUCUUUUAUAGCCCAGAGAGGCUUCAGACUUGCAACCCCUGCCUCAGCUUUCCAAGUGGAGACUGGAGGCUCGAUCCUCCAUAUCUAGUUCAAAUGGGAUAGUUCAUGCUGUUUGUUUGUUAUUAUUUGUAGAACUUUGGGUUUAACCUAGGGCUUUUUGUGUGCUAGGCAUGUAUUUUACCACUGAGCCCUAUCCUUAGCUCUGUUUGUUGAUAGGAUAUUUGUUAUAUACAGGUGCAGGGAAAGGGCGGCCUCUAUACCAAAUAAUUUUCAUAGCUAUCCAUGCCCUGCUUCUGAGGGCUGACACGCAACAAUAGCAUGGGGGAUGGAAUUAAAGUAGCAACUGAGCUGGAAGGGUUGAUACUCCAAAUUAUAAAUCUUGUUUGACCUCAGAUGGGGAGGCACUUCCAUGUGGUGUAACUUGGGUGUCCGAGAGUCACUUUGGACUCUUUUCUACUUCUGAAUAGUUUCCAUUAUUCUAGUGUGGUAGGCUCGACAGAGGGAUGGGAAUUAGAGAGUGAUUAAUUAAAGCAAGCUGAUCUGGUGUGAAUGUUCCGAGAAUGACUUAUCCUGUAAUCUUUCUCAGUAUUAGGCCUUUUAAUCUGAGAUAACGUGAGGAGGUGACCCUGAACAGCCCAUUUAUUGUAGACUUUGGAAGAUCCCUCGUGGGUUUAGCUACCAAGACAUAGAAGGCCAGACUUCGAAAGUCACUUAGCAGUUGUUGUAAUGCUCUUGUAAGGAGCUGGGUACCUUCAAGUGUCUUGUUUGCCUCUGACUUUGCACAAAUACAGCGAAUCUUUGGCUGUGAGCCUGCAUGCCCUAACACAGGCACAGCACAAGGCAGUAAGCUAAGCUUACAGUCACCAGAGUGCCUGGAACCCUGGCUGCCUAGGCAUUUUUCUUACACGGAGGGCCGCAGGAACACAAGGAGAACGUGUUUGUGGGGCAGUCAAAGAUCUAUGCCUACAUGAGUCCAAACAAGUGCUCUGGAAUGCGUUCCCCUCUUCAGGAAGAGAACUCAGUUGCACAUCACGAGGUCAAAUGCCAGGGGAAGCCAUUAGCUGGAAUCUACAGGAAGCGAGAAGAGAAAAGAAAUGCUGGGAAUACAAUCCGAAGCUCCGUGAAGUCCGAUGAACAGAAGAUCAAAGACGCCAGGAGAGGUCCCCUGGCACCUUUUCCAAACCAAAAAUCUGAAGCAGCAGAGCCUCCAAAAACUCCACCCCCGUCAUGUGAUUCUACCAAUACAGUGGUUGCCAAGCAGGCCCUGAAAAAACCCCUCAAGGGCAAGCAGGCCCCUCGGAAAAAGUCUCAAGGGAAAACACAGCAGAAUAGAAAGCUUACAGAUUUCUACCCUGUGCGAAGGAGCUCCAGGAAGAGCAAAGCUGAGCUACAGUCUGAAGAAAAGAAAAAAAUUGAUGAACUGAUUGAGAGCGGGAAGGAAGAAGGCAUGAAGAUUGAUCUCAUUGAUGGAAAAGGCCGGGGUGUAAUUGCCACCAAGCAGUUCUCCCGGGGAGACUUUGUGGUAGAAUACCAUGGGGACCUCAUUGAGAUCACCGAUGCCAAGAAGCGGGAGGCUCUGUAUGCACAAGACCCCUCCACAGGCUGCUACAUGUACUAUUUUCAAUAUCUGAGCAAAACCUACUGCGUGGAUGCCACUCGAGAAACUAAUCGCCUGGGAAGGCUGAUCAAUCAUAGUAAGUGUGGGAAUUGCCAGACCAAACUGCAUGACAUCGAUGGCGUGCCUCACCUCAUCCUCAUCGCCUCCCGCGACAUUGCAGCUGGGGAAGAGCUCCUGUACGACUAUGGUGACCGCAGCAAGGCCUCCAUUGAGGCCUAUCCUUGGCUGAAGCAUUAACCAUGUGGCCUCCCUGCCUCCCUGCCACCCUGCCUCCUUCUUCAAAGGACAAAGUGCCCUCAAAGGGAAAUGAUGUUUGUUUUUUUUUUUACACACACUCUUAGCUAAUUACUUCAGAUGUUUUUAAAAAGUCUAUUAAAGAUGCCUUUUCAUGUAGUAUUUAAAUAUCUGUUACAGGUUUCCAAGGUGGACUUGAACAGAUGGCCUUAUAUUACCAAAACUUUUAUAUUCUCGUUGUUUUUGUACCUUUUUGCAUACAAUUGAGCGUUUGUGCUUCCCGCGCAGUCGAGGACUCGGCCGGCACAGGUGUAGAGAAUGGAGUGGAACGUGAACUAGGAAGCUGGGCUCUGCCCAAGAUGAAAGCCAGGACUCCCCCGCACCCCACGUCCAAGGACAGGCGGGUGUGAGGGUGCUGCCACCCCCCCACGCACAGCCUGGACGGGAUGUCUCCAAGCUCUUGUUCUCCUCAGCGUCUUGACAGGCGUACACAUUGACGUGUGUGAAUAUUUUUUAGCAAAAGUUUUGCAGUAAGCUCGUCUUCCCCUCUGCUUUCUCCAAAGCUUACUGAGCCCGGGGCUCGGAAGCCCGGCCGGGAACAGACCUCUUCCACAGGCUUUUGGCUUUUCCAGGCACCUCGAAGCAUCAGGGUGGGCAGUCAGACUAGAGGCAGGCCGGAAAAAGCACUGUUCUCCUGCCCCAGCGGGGCAGGUCUCCUGAAACUGCAUUAAUUCUUUAUAGAAAUGUGAACACUGAAUUUAUUUUAAAAAAAAUAAUAAAACAACAAAACGUUUUAAAAAAAUUUAAAAAAUGGAAAAAAAACCACAGAAAACAACUUAUAUGUAUAUAGGUUUUGAAAGGAGUGAAAUGACUGUUUUCUUCUGGGUCUGUUUUUUUUUUUUUUUAAGCUUUUUGGCUUGGCUGGAUGGUUUGUGUAGAGAAGAUUUAAGAUGGUACUCUUCUAAUCAAAAGUAAGAUUUUUGUAGUGGGACCAGAAAUUACUAAGUCCAUAUACACCUACCCACCCCUCCACCUGCAACCCUGAUUCUGCUGCAUGGAAAGUUCUCUACCUGCUGCCAAGGCAGAACCCCUGGUAUCCUGUGAAGAUGCUGCAGCCCAGGACCCCUGGAAGCAUCAGAUAUGUGUGGCACUAGGGUGCCUGGCAGCCAGAGAAUCAUUAUGAUCGUUCUUAACCUGUGAUAGCAGAAGUAGGUGGUUUCCUUCCAUCUUGGGGCUGGGGCUCUGGAGCUAGGUAUGAGAACUUACCCUUGUCCCCAACACCUCUCAUUAUCCCCCAGCCUCUUGAUGGUGCUACCUAAGAAAGUCUUCCCCACACCCCUUGCUAGUCCGGUCAGUGGUCAGACUUGGAGGAGGAUCCGACAGGAGGGUGUAACUGUGAGAUAAAAUGUCUUGGUUGUACCUGUUUGUGGCUUAGCUUUGUAUUUAAAUAGCAAACGAAAAAAGGAAAUAAACUUGAAAAUUAUUUGUCAUCAUAAAAAUAAAGCAAAAAGAAUUAAAAUAUUUAUUGCCAGGCAA
Myodes glareolus (Bank vole) is the source of this 3588-nucleotide messenger RNA. NCBI's taxonomy places the organism in Eukaryota, Metazoa, Chordata, Mammalia, Rodentia, Cricetidae. The record is from RefSeq and is a predicted model, not a curated record.